This is a messenger RNA of Theobroma umbraticum, 935 nucleotides long. RefSeq names its product rRNA-processing protein. The record is from RefSeq and is a predicted model, not a curated record. NCBI's taxonomy places the organism in Eukaryota, Viridiplantae, Streptophyta, Magnoliopsida, Malvales, Malvaceae. Gene Ontology annotation, cellular component: nucleus.
GUUGGGGCAAGGAGACGGGGCUCGAUUCGGGUCGGACGAUCUUAUUGCUUCCCAAAACACUUCCCCUCUGUGGAAAAAAUUAGGGUUUUCAUUGAAUAAUCUCGGACAAUUUAAAUUUCAGCAAAAUUUUAGUUUUUCACUCUUGUUUUUCUGACAAUGAAGAAUCGGAAGCCGAACGAAAAAGGAAACGGCGACAGUAUUGAGAUGGAGGGCCCGAAACGGAUAACUAUGAAGAAGAAGAAGAACAUGAAUCGAUUGGGAGGAACUGGUCUUUCGCUUCAAGCAUUCGCCAAUGCCAAAUCCACCACCAAUCACUACAAUCCGGCCUUAAUUAAAAAGAAAAGGGCGUUCUAUAAGAAUGCUAAAUAUGUUAACAAGUAUAAAAAGUCACUAAAGCAACAAAGUCAGGGGAAUGAUCUUCCUUCAGCAGUAAAACCCCCAGAGGAUGAGAAUGAAGACAUGGAUGAUAGUAAUAGGACCAACAAAAAGAACAAGAAGAAGAAUAGUUCGCACAGUUUGAGAGAAUUGUAUGAGAAGCAGCGGGAGGAGAAAGAGAAGGCAAGGAUGGAGAGGGAGGCAAUUGUUCAAGCAAAGAAGGAGCAAAAAGAGAAGGCUGAAGCUCAGAGGAAGGCAGGAAAGAAGCAGAUGUUCAAAAAGACACGACAUGGUCAACCUGUAAUGAAAUACAGAAUACAGCACCUUUUGCAGUCCAUACAAAGUUCAUCUAGCGCGUCAGUUAAUAAAAAUUAGUAAUCUAGAAUCUGUUGUUUCUUGGUUUUAUACUUUAUUAGUGCAAACAGUAGUUGAUUGAGAGAACAUAGUGGUGAAACAGGGGGAUUUCAGCAAUGUGGUGUUAAUUGCCCUUCAUGCUGCUGUAGAAUUUUUGGAUGGCUUUUUUCUGUUUUUGAAAAUUAAGGAAGAUCAUUUCAUUAUAA